Molecule: messenger RNA, 1596 nt
Organism: Astrephomene gubernaculifera
Lineage: Eukaryota; Viridiplantae; Chlorophyta; Chlorophyceae; Chlamydomonadales; Astrephomenaceae
Source: the annotation of a GenBank genome assembly
CUCAAAGUUACAAAGGAGUAUCUAAACUUACAGAUUGUAACAUACGUGUUGCUGAACUUACAAGCGUUUUGGUCGAUCGCACCGUCCAUAGUUCCAUUUUGGCCCCAACCUCCAUAGGUCUCUUACCUGCAACCAGCUCGUUCUAUCUGAGGCUAGGCUAUAGAGGGACAGGAUGUCUUAUGCGUAUCUGUUUAAGUACAUCAUUAUCGGGGAUACAGGCGUCGGCAAGUCAUGCCUCCUACUGCAGUUCACGGACAAGCGCUUCCAGCCGGUGCACGAUCUGACUAUUGGCGUGGAGUUUGGAGCUAGGAUGAUUAACAUUGACGGGAAACAGAUUAAGCUGCAAAUAUGGGACACGGCGGGGCAAGAGUCCUUCCGGUCGAUCACGCGUUCGUACUACCGAGGAGCAGCUGGCGCGCUCCUUGUCUAUGACAUUACACGACGCGAGACAUUUAACCACCUGGCAAGCUGGCUUGAAGACGCGCGGCAACACGCGAACCCCAACAUGACGAUCAUGCUCAUCGGCAACAAGUGUGACUUGACGCACCGGCGUGCCGUAACUACGGAGGAGGGCGAGCAGUUUGCGAAGGAGCACGGGCUAAUCUUCUUGGAGACGUCCGCACGGACGGCGCACAACGUCGAAGAGGCCUUCAUCAACACUGCGAAGGAGAUCUACAAGAAGAUCCAGGACGGCGUGUUCGACGUUUCCAACGAGUCUUACGGCAUCAAGGUUGGCUACGGGGCAGGGAACGCAGGUCCGCAGACGGUGAAGCCCGGCGAGGGCGACGCACGCAAGUCCAGCAGCUGCUGCUAGCGUGGUGGAGUCGGCUGGGCUGUGGCCACGUGCGGCCCCAUUUGCUGGCGUCCACACGUGCGGCCCGCGGACAUCCGGACGCCGCCCCUCCCUCGUUUCAGUGGUGGUGGCCCAGUGGGGCGUAGCUCUCUUUGCAUGGGUUUCUUGCAGCAGGGCAGCGUUGGCAUGGAGCACUGAGGAGCUGCUGUCGGGACGCAGCAGGACGGGACGUCCCUGACUAGCAAAGCUGUGGUAUUCUGUAGUGCUCCAAUGCAGCCGUAAUGAUUAGGGACCUAAUGAGGGAUGGGAUGGAGUGGGAGUAGCUACCUGGUGUUAUAACCAGGACCGCGAUGCCAGUGUUGUAUGCCGUCUGUACCGCUUCCUUCACCCUUAGUAUUGUGUGCCGUAUACAUAUGUAGUGCGUGUGGUGGGACUGUAGCCGAUCUGGGUUUGCUGGAGGUUCUAGUUGUUAGCUGGGUAUCUGUACUGCCCGUGUCGCGUUGGCCAUGGGCUAUCCAGACAAUUGUGCCGGGGUAUUUUUGAAGCUUUGGCCCAUGGAGUGCUUGGCGCCGGUCUUAGCACAUGGAGAUUUGGUGAGUGGCACUGCAGGUGAAGGUAGGUUUGCACGCAGCCAACCUAUUCGACGUUGUACGCUAUUUCAGCGCUUUGCAAAGUUGCAUACCAUAUACUCAAUCACAUAGGCUCCUGUCAACAAACGUGCGUCGACAAAAGGGAGGUUGCACUCAUGUAUAGCCAGGAGACAUGUAUGCAGGCUGGCGACUGUAAUGCUUCACAGUUGGAAC